Abrus precatorius (Indian licorice) is the source of this 1315-nucleotide messenger RNA. RefSeq names its product endonuclease 2-like. Gene Ontology annotation, biological process: DNA catabolic process. The transcript has 9 exons. Bases 303 to 1184 code for a protein of 293 amino acids. The record is from RefSeq and is a predicted model, not a curated record. Gene Ontology annotation, molecular function: nucleic acid binding; endonuclease activity. Lineage: Eukaryota; Viridiplantae; Streptophyta; Magnoliopsida; Fabales; Fabaceae.
UGGUCUACGAAACGAAGUCAAUGAAAUCUACGGUUAAAUGUGAGUUUGACAUGAUUUAGUAUGUGCAGUGGAUGGUAGGAGAUUUAUUCUCUUUCUAGCAAUCGAUUCUUAAUAAAAGGCAGACAGGUCCUAAAUUAAUCCAAAGACGCUAAAAAGUUGGAGAACAAAUUAAAUUAAAUUAAGAAUGUUUUUAAAUGAAACCAAAUCCAAAUUAAAUUUAGAAAACGUAAUUAUUCAUAUGCUAGUAUUUAUAAAAAGCACAAUAAGUUCAUUAGAUUGAUGCUUUUGUAAAGUAGAGAAGAAUGGGUUGUGACAAAGUUCACCUACUGGUCAUAGUCACACUCAUGAUUUUGCUUCCAAAUAGCGAAGGGUGGGGAGAAGAAGGACAUGCCAUUGUUUGCAAGAUUGCUCAGGCUCGGCUCAGCACUGAAGCUGCUGCGGCAGUGAAGAAACUCUUGCCAAAAUCUGCAGAAAAUGACUUAUCAAGCAAGUGUUCGUGGGCAGAUAAUGUGAGAGUUGUCUUUCCUUGGUCUUCUGCUUUGCACUUCGCAGAUACUCCUCAGUCUGUUUGCAGUUAUAAAGACAGUAGGGAUUGUGUAGAUCACAAAACUGGAAUUAAGGGUCGAUGCGUUGUGGCGGCGAUUACCAAUUACACCAACCAGCUCCUCGAAUAUGGCAGCGAAACUAAAUCAAGAUAUAACCUCACACAAGCUCUUCUAUUCCUUUCACAUUUUAUGGGAGAUAUCCAUCAGCCUCUACAUUGUGGCUUUACCUCAGACAAAGGAGGCAAUACGAUUAAUGUUCAUUGGUACAAAAGGAAGCAAAACCUUCACCAUGUUUGGGAUGUUAGCAUAAUUGAUACACAAAUUGAAAGGUUUUAUGACGACAUAGUCGACUUCACCGAUGCAAUUCAAAAGAAUAUUACGAAAGUAUGGGCUGAUGAUGUAGAAGAAUGGGAGAACUGCAGUAAUGAUGACAUAUCAUGCCCAGCUAUAUAUGCAUCUGAAAGUUCCAUAGAUGCUUGUAAAUGGGCGUAUAAAGAUGUCACCGAAGAUUCAGUACUAGAAGAUGAUUACUUCCUGUCACGUUAUCCUAUAGUCAAUUUGAGGUUAGCUCAAGGAGGAGUUCGAUUGGCUGCAACUCUUAAUCGUAUUUUUGACACACAAUCUGCAAUGUCGAUGUGAUCAUCAAAAGAGAGAAUAUAGGUCGACAAUUUGCUCGUUGGAAAAGAAUAAAGUGUCAAACUAAUUUGUAGCUCAAUUUGAACUAGUAGAAGAUUUUAGGAUUUGGGUAUAAUGUUGAUGUACCAAAACCA